Molecule: messenger RNA, 1161 nt
Organism: Kwoniella botswanensis
Lineage: Eukaryota; Fungi; Basidiomycota; Tremellomycetes; Tremellales; Cryptococcaceae
Exons: 6
Coding region: 1-1161 (386 amino acids)
Biological process (GO): intracellular zinc ion homeostasis
Cellular component (GO): membrane
Molecular function (GO): signaling receptor activity
Source: RefSeq, a predicted model, not a curated record
AUGAUGUCGACCAAACAUCUCUUGCCAGAUUUGACCUCUCUAUUCGCGUUCCGACACCUACCCACCAAAGUCGAGACCCCUAUCGACUCGACUGACAGCUCCGAUACUUUCAUCUCAUCAGCUUCUUCAGGAGAUUCAUCCCCCAGUGCUGUCCUUUCUCUCAACCAGUCAUCGGGAGAUCACAAGUGGACUUCCGAAGAUCUCGAAUCGUACUUCCACAGAGCUCUUGAGGCAGACCUCCCGUCGUCGCCGUCGCCGCCACUAACCAUCAGUUAUGAAGAAGCGUUGAUUUCCGUAGGGUGGCAGAUGGACAAUCCUUAUAUCCUUACGGGGUAUCGUCAAGCUUUGGGAUCAGUCAGAGGAUGUGUGUAUAGUAUAUACGGAUAUUUACACAACGAAACAUUCAAUAUCCUAACUCAUUUAAUCGGAUCGAUAAUGUUCAUCGUUAUCUUAUCGAUUCAUAUCGUCCUCGAUCUGCCCUUGCUCUCAAGUUCCACCCCAACUACUUCCAAUUGGAGAAUAACGAAAUACGAUUCAGAGGAUAUCGUGGUAUUAGCUAUAUAUCUCGUGGCAUGUACCAUAUGUCUAGGUAUGAGUGCAUCGUUUCAUAUCCUCAAUUGUCAUUCGGCGAAAUUAUCCCACAGAGCACAUAGGUGCGAUUAUGCUGGUAUAGUCGUUCUGGGAGUGGGAAGUAUCUUACCUGUCAUACAUUAUGCUUUCCACGAUGAAGUGUUUUGGCAACUGAUAUACUCAGGUAUUAUCAUUAUCACAGGAAUGAUAUCAGCUGUUAUCGUCCUAUCUAAGAAAUACCGACGUCGAAGAAUCCUUCGAACAUCCACAUUCCUAUUCCUUGGAUGUUCAGCUACGAUCCCUAUCGUCCAUAUAAUCAUUAAUGAAGGGUACGAUCAUGCCAAGCAGACUAUCGCAGUAGAUUGGAUAUUCAAAGCUGGUGUCACAUAUAUCCUAGGUGCUGCUAUCUAUGCCACAAGAUAUCCUGAAAGACUCUAUCCAGGCAAAUUCGAUAUCUUCUUUUCAUCCCAUCAGAUCUUCCAUUCGUUAGUGGUUGUAGGUACUUUGUGUCAGUAUAUAGCUUUGAGAAAGAUGAUAUCGUAUAAGAUUGGUAUGGCCAUGGGAAGGGGUAUGAACGAGGGUUACGCGUAG